Molecule: messenger RNA, 6796 nt
Organism: Brassica rapa (field mustard)
Lineage: Eukaryota; Viridiplantae; Streptophyta; Magnoliopsida; Brassicales; Brassicaceae
Product: probable inactive serine/threonine-protein kinase fnkC
Molecular function (GO): protein binding
Source: RefSeq, a predicted model, not a curated record
UCUAUGGCUUCAAGGAAACCAGAUAUGGAUUCAACGAAUCCUGAUAUGGAUUCAACGAAUCCAUAUAGCCAGUAUCGUAGUUACAUAGGGCUUCUUAACUCUCAGAAUCAACAAACCUUUCCAUCUACUGUAAACAUUGGAGCCUCACAAAUCCCUUCUUUUGUUUCCCAACAAACUGAGGCUCCUGCUGUAGGUUCAGACACACCAGUGGAGCGUCGGGGGAGAAAGACAUGGACACCAUCUGACGACGAGGUCCUAAUAAGCGCCUGGCUUAAUACUUCUAAGGACGCUGUAGUUGGAAACGACCAAAAGGGAGGAACGUUCUGGCAACGGGUAGGAGAUUACUACGAAGCAAGUCGUAAUGUUGGUGAGGGUGGUGAUGCGAGCUCUCAUACCCAUUGGAAGCAGCGGUGGUCAAAGAUCAAUGAUCAGACCAACAAGUUCGCUGCAGCAUACGCUACUGCUGAGAGGCAAAUCAGCAGUGGACAGAAUGAAAACAACGUUCUAAAGUCGGCUCAUCAGAUCUUCCACUCCGACCACAACACAAAGUUUACACUGGAGCAUGCGUGGUGUAUCUUGAGGCAUGAGCAGAAAUGGAUGAGUCUCAACACUGCUGCACAGAAAAGAAAGGCAACUGAGUCCUUUCCUCAAGCUACAGACAACAAUGUUGGUGAGGAAGAGAUGCGGCCCGAAGGUAUUAAGGCGGCAAAAGCAAGCAGGAACACUGGUAAAGGGAAGGCUUAUGGAGAUUAUAAGAGCAUGUGGGAUCUGAAGAUGGAAGAUUUGGCACAGAAGGAGAAGCUAUCCAAGCUCGCGAUUCUUGAUACUCUCCUAGCUAAGAAGGAACCACUUAGUGAGAGUGAAGAAGUCGUGAAGAAUAAACUCCUUGCCUUGUAUUUUUAAACUAAGCAUUUUAAUGUUUUGAAUUAGAUGUUUGAACUUGUUGUUUUUUUUUUUAAUUUUCUGUUUCAAGUACUUGCUUCUGUGAUUUAUGAAAUAAUAUUCCUUGUUUUAAAUCAUGGUAGUUUAUUUACUUUGUUCACUGUCAUAAUCUAUGGUUGGUGUUAUGUGACAUACAAAACUUACGUGUGCCGUUUUUAUUAUUGACAGGUUAUGGGUUUGGAUUACAGCUACACGCAGCCGUCUGAUUCGGAGGAUUAUGGUUUACAGAACUCAGCAGACAGUAGAAACAGCUCGACAGAAAUGAAUAUCAUGCUAGACCAAGCAGAGAUCGAAGCCGCGCGGAAUCAGUACCCUCCGCAGCCUGAAGUGGAGUUUGGCUUCCCCAAGGAAUGCUACUGUGGCCGCGAGCCACUUUUAGCCACUUCUUACACAAGAAAUGACCCGGGAAGAAGGUUCUACACCUGUGACAACAUCGACGACGGAGACUGCCAUGUAUACAAGUGGUGGGAUGUCGCGGUUACAGAGGAGAUCAAAGCCUUAGGUACACAAUAUGCUCAGCUUUCUGAUAAGGUAGAUUACCUAUCGUUUCGAAGUGACGACGACACCCAUUUGCGCGAGUUUAAGGAUCUGCAGUAUGCAUUGGGAGUGGAAGAUUGGAAGCAUCGACUGUAUGCAUUGGGAGUGGAAGAAUUGCCCCACCGCUUGGAAAGGAAUGUAUUCACGAGGAACCGGAAAACCAACAAUUGUGUUGGAGGCCGUAGCUUCCUAUGACCUCUGGAUAUGGCACGCGUUUUUUGGAGCUCCAGGUACUAUGAACGAUCUUAAUAUUCUUGAUCGAUCACCUGUUUUUGAUGACGUUAUUAACGGCAUCGCGCCACAAGUAAACUUCUAUGUUAAUGGUAAUCCAUACCAUUACACAUAUUAUCUCACGGAUGGUAUUUAUCCGAAAUGGGCGACUUUUAUUCAAUCUAUCCGACUACCACAAACUCAGAAGCAUUCAUUAUUUGCUCAAACCCAAGAAUCAGUUCGAAAAGAUGUUGAGCGUGCCUUCGGAGUCUUGCAAGCUAGAUUUGCCGUUGUCAGAAAUCCGUCUAAAUUAUGGGAUAAAGAGAAAAUAGGAAAUAUUAUGAGAGCAUGUAUCAUACUCCAUAAUAUGAUUGUCGAAGAUGAACGGUCAUCAUUCAGCCAGUUUAAUAAAUUCGAGUUUCAAGAAAGAGAAGAAGUGGAUACAUAUUCCGUCAACAUGCCUUCGAAUCUCGGCAGUACAAUGAAUCGUCGAACGAGCCUUCGUAAUAAACAAGCCCAUGAACAAUUAAAAAAUGAUCUGAUUGAAAAUAUAUGGGUUAAAUUUGGACAUUUUCAAUGAUUUGAAUAAGUUGUUUGUUUCUUUUUAUUUAUGAAGUUUGGAAGUUUUUUUUUUUUAUGAAAUGUAAUAAAAAGUUUGUAAUUUUCUAUUAAAUGCAUAAAUUUGUUUUUCUUUAAAGUUAUUCAACUCUAAAUGGUAAUAUGUUUUAUUUUAUAUAUGUUACUAUUAUUUAAAAAAAAAUUUAAUUACCUAAGGACCAAUAAAAAGUCCUACCUAUAAUCACCAUUUUCUUUAAAAGUCCUUAACAAAGUCCUACUCUACAAAUAACAAUAAAAAAGUCUAAGGACUCUCACAUAAGGACCAUUGAUAAUGAUGCUCUAAGCCCCAUGAGUCAUGUAUAUAUAGACAAAGUUCUGCUAAAAUAACGUAAACGUGCAUUUAAAUGUUUAUUAUGCAGUAAUUUUUUCUUUGUAAAUAAUUUUGUUGGAUCAUUUCUAACGUAUUUGUUAUUUUUGGUUCUAAAAUAGAAUAAUUCUAUAAUAGAAAUAGAGUUUACUUCAAUAUUUUUGGUUUAAUUAUUUUAUAUAUAGAUUGUGUCUUUUCAUUAAAAAUUGUGGUUAGUUUUGUUUUUCCAACAUGCAUGCAACUAUUGAAAAUAUUUUUAAAAUAAUUAAAAUAUCACAAUAAGUGUUUUUUUUGUUUUUUUUCAACAUGCAAGUAUUAAUUAUUUUUAAUUAAUUAUAACAUCUUAACAAGUGAAUUCUCUUAAAAAACAGUUAUAAUAUGUUAAUAAUAGUCUUUCUACAAUUAAUAAUUUUAAGAGUUGUGUUUUUUAUUAUUAAUAUUGUCUUUUUCAUAAAAAAACCAGUGAUUAGUUUUUUUUUCUAACAUACAACUAUUAGAAUUUUUUUUAAAUAGUUAAAAUUCACAAUAAGUGUCUUUUUGUAUUUGUUCAACAUGCAAAUAUUAAUAUAUUUUUUAAAUUAUUUAUAACAUCUUAACAAUAGGAUUCUGUUAAAAAGUAAUUAUAAUAUCUUAAUAAAGUGUCUUUCUACAAUUAGUAAUUUAUGAGUUUUGUCUACUCAUUAUAAAAAUUUUGUAUUUUCAUUAAAAACUAUGAGUACUUCUAUUUUUCCAACAUGCAACUAUUUGUUUUUAUAAAAUGAGUUUCGUGCGAUAUCGCACGGAUUCUUUACCUAGUAAAAAUAGAGUUUACUUCAAUAUAUUCAUAUAAAAUAUUAAUAUUAAUUUCUAAUUAUAGAGUAAAAUAAAAAUUGUAUUUUUUUCUAUAAAUAGAGGAAUAAAGGUGUAUCGAAGAAAUAAAGGUGGAUUGAAGAAAUAGCAAUUCUUUAUUUUAUAUGAAGAAAUAAGGUGUGUUAAAAUAAAUUUGCUUCUAAAUGCUAUUAUAAAAAUAAAUAUAGAGAUGAAAUGAAGAUGCUCUGAUAUGUAUUUGGUUGGACUCAGGGUACUAUUGACCUUAUCAAAUAUUUGGUUGAUGAUUUGUCUUCACCACUGACUUGUUAUUUUUUUUUUAUCAAGAGUAACAAACAUACAAUUUUAAGAUAGUUAGGGAAAAGCUUUUUGAUCAAAAAAAAAGGGAAAUGCUUUUUAUGUCUUACUAUGAGUCUGGAACAUUAUUCACAGCGAUAAUAUUUUUUACUUAGGUUUGCUGAAGAAUAAGAGUGUAUUAUAUAGUCAUUAGUGUUUGUAACAUUGUGAUUAGCAAGCAUAUUUUUGAUAUUUUUAACAUAAUUAGCGUUGUUUUCUACAUCAUCACCAAUGAAAUUUCUCCAUUAAAUCAGAUCUCUGAUAAAGUGGUGAUCUGGAAUGACGUGGUAGAGAAAAUGAGAGGAGGGAUGUGACUGAAGACAACAACAAUGGCUGGGGAGUGAGUGAAAUAAUCAACGAAGAAGACAAUUUAGGUAUACAAAAAUGUAACCACAUUAGGAUAUGAACACAUUAAAAUUGGACAGAAAAAAAAUGAAAGAGAUAUCUUACCUUUCACCAAACUAGGAUUACCAUAACUUAAGAAGAUGGCUCAAAAGUACUACAAGAGAAUUCAACUGAGUGCGGAUUUUGUUUUCUUCAAAAGCAACUUCAUAUUCCAAUAAUUAAACCAAAAUAUUUAAUUUUGUAUGACCAAGAUGAUAAUUUUUAAAGAAACUAACACAACUAGUAAGUUAAUAUAAUGUGAGUGAGAUAAAAUAAAUUAUCUUGCAUUUACGAUUGGAUGUUUAAAGUAUACCCAGCUUAAAUAUCUCACAAAAUAUCUUAGUUUUUGUGAACGCACCGAAUUAACCUUAAAGAAAGUAAAUAACUUAAGAGAAUGAAAAGAAGAUUGAGGUAAAUAUUCGUUUAUGGUGUAUAUGUAUUGGAUAUACGAAUGAAUAAUUUUAAAUUAAAAUUCUUUAAAUUCAUAUUUAUACUAACUUCAAAAUCUGAUUUUUUUCUUUUUACGAAACUUCUUUAUCUUAGUAAAAAUAGUUUUUCUAAUCCUAAAACGCACACCGUACGGAUGGACCUUUCGGCACAGCAACCCCCCAGAUGAAAAUCAUGAGUCUUUAGUCACUUCCAACAUUUUGAUUUUUUUUUUUUUUUGCAAAUGAAGGCUAUUUAUCUUUUAUUUAUUGAUUAGUAUUUCUUUAGAUAUUAAAAACCGUUGAGCUUGCUCUUUAGUACAAGCAAAUGAAAUAAGUUUUGUGUCGAGGCAUAUCCCGGAAUUGAAGAUGUCUCUUGAGUCUGCUUCCUGUAAUCGUCUGGCGAACUUCAUUGCACAAAGGGUCACAUAUGGAAAUACACACCAUUAGUAUGUGGCGAGAGGGUCCCCUAUAGUUGGAUUUACUUCUUGUGUGAGGUGACAGACUUAACGUUUCUUCUUAAUCUGUUAUGUUUAGUCUUUGUGUUUGAAUAUGAGUGGUCUCAACUUUGUGGUAUUGAUUACUGCGUAAAUAUAUUGAUCCCAUGGGUGACUCAUCAGUUUUUGAACUUGGGUGGUACGAACGUUCUUUUGGUGUUAAUAGUAUCAUAUGAAUACGUGCCACUGCCAGCGCGAAAACCGCAUCUAAAAGUAUGUCCACUUUUAAAAAGGAAAAUAAAAUAGGAGAGUACGUUCCAACAACUCGUGAAUCACACAAGUGUCACUAUCUUACACGAUUUGAUAGUAUUUGGCCAUAAAAUACUACAAACGUGUGAAUUCGUGUCAUAUAUUAAUGGAUUAAGUAAAAUAAUUUAUGUCUAUAUAUACACAACACAGAAACAGUUACAGAUACACUUGAAAAGGAAAAGAAAAAUGUUUACCGAGGAAAAGAAGAAAAAUACCAACUAUGGUUCAAUCUUUGUCUCUUGCUUCUUCUGUUUGGUUUUGGUUGUAGGAGUAGUAAGGUUUGCAAAACCUUAUUACAACCUUCAAAACUUAAUGGAGACAGAAGCAGUAAUGGAACAAGGAUUGUUGGACGUGGGGAUACUUCCCUGUAACCUCAAGAGCUCUGUCUCUGUUCCAGCUCGGAAUCACCAGAAGCUCUCGACAACAGUAAGGGAAGAGACGAGAACUCGUCCUCCAAAUUCAUACUGUGUGAAGUUCGAGUCAUUUGCCACUAUGUCCAAACUGGUCGCAGGCAACGGUGACAAGUACGAGUCACGUCCGUUCUCAGCCGGUGGAUACAAUUGGACGUUCCUAAUCUACCCAAAUGUGAACAAGCCAGUGGGCUCGGGUGGAUACGUUUCCCUUUACGUAAAAAUCGAUAACUCUAGCUUCAUCGCUACUCAAACCGAAGUGUAUGCAUGGAUCAAAUUCCUCACCUAUAAAAGCACUACAGACACAUACCAUGAGCUCCAUGCGACUGAGGCACAGAGAUUUCAUUUGUUUAAACAAGAGUAUGGAAUGCUAACCUUUCUUGAGAUCGGGUACUACCAAAAUCCAGCAUAUGGAUUCAUUUUCAACGGCGGACAGAGUGUGUUUGGUGUUGACAUCGUGGUUUCUAAACCCCCUGCAACAUGGGAAGAUGUCGCUUAUGAAGAAAACAUUCGUGACCCUGUUCUUGAUUGGAGAAUCACCAACUUCUCUACCCGAGAUAAAGUCUCUUACACUUCUGAUACGUUUUCUUCCGGUGGAAGAAACUGGGUACUGAAAGUAUAUCCAAAUGGAGCUGGAUCUGCAACGGGUAAUUCAUUGUCACUCUAUUUGUUGAGUGCGUCAAACGAAAAGGGUUACGUGAAAGCCAAGUUUAGAGUUAUUAACCAGACCCCGUCCAAAAAUGUGGAGAAACAAGUGGAUGGAUGGCCCAAUGCAAAAGAAAAUGGAUGGGGUGUCGACACACUUAUACCACUCGCAGAUAUCAAAGACCCAUCCAAAGGUUUCCUCGUCAAGGAUACCAUCAGAUUUGAAGUCGAGAUCUUGGCCUUCUCUAGAACUAACUCCAUCUCUAACUAGGGCUUAAGAUAAUCAUCACUCGUACCUGUGUUGUUUUUUCCUAUCAUAACCGGAUAUAGUUGGUACUUGGUAGUAAAUUCCAAGUGUUACUAUCCCUUUGUUUCACUGUUUUUGUUUCCGUCCAAUAAUAAAGAGUUCCAGCUUCUUCUUUUUUAUAA